Molecule: messenger RNA, 1465 nt
Organism: Penaeus indicus
Lineage: Eukaryota; Metazoa; Arthropoda; Malacostraca; Decapoda; Penaeidae
Product: protein tolkin-like
Exons: 4
Coding region: 123-1274 (383 amino acids)
Biological process (GO): protein processing; dorsal/ventral pattern formation
Molecular function (GO): metalloendopeptidase activity; zinc ion binding
Source: RefSeq, a predicted model, not a curated record
CGCUGUGAAGUGCAGAGGUACGCGCGGGUGCUCUGGCCGUUCUGACUGGAAGACUGUGUACUGGUGUCUUCCAUGGCGUAUUUUCAAUGAUUUGAGUUUGUGUUAGUUCCAAAGGCACGGCCAUGAGGCCUCUAUUACUCCUUGCCCUGAUAGGUCUCUGGGCAGGGGUUGCCGCAGAAUCUAAGAAGUUUUCCAUUCAGGAAUUAUUAGACGCAAAUUUCAAGACUAAGAUAUCCAAUGAUAUUUAUUUGGAUCCGUGCAAAGCAGACGGCUUCGUGUACGACAUCGCGCUGCCGAACGAGGCCUACGAGGCGGAGCUGACCCUGCAGCAGCUGGCCGAGCUGACCCCCGACGCCCACGCUGCGCUGACCUCCUCCCUCCCCCCCUCCUCGCCCACCUCCCCCGCCUCCCUCGCCAACGCCUCCUUCGCUUCCUCGCCCUCCCUGCAAGGCCAGGCCAGCCCACGCCCGCACGCCCACCGCCCCACGCCCCUCACGCCCGCCGCCGGCCGCCCGCGAGACCCGCGGAGGCACCGCAGGAAAAACAAGGGCGUGGGGAGGGAGGAGCGAAGGAAUAGGCGGAAGCAGCAGCACAAGAAGAGGGACAAGAAAAAUAAGCACCGGAAGAGGAAGAAGGAGAGGAGGAGGAAGAAGGAGAGGGAGGCUGCGGGCGCGGGGAGCGGCCAUGGCCUGGCGGCGGGCGUGGGCGCGGCCGGGCGGCGGGCGGCCAGGAGGGUGCGCGCCCGCGGCACCUUCGAGUACCGGCGCCACAUGCGGGCCAGGGCGCGGCGGGCGGCCACGGCCAGGAAGGAACGCGUGUGGGACUUCGGCGUGAUCCCGUACGUGAUCGACUCGAACUUCACGGGCGCCGACAAGGGCCUCUUCAAGCAGGCGAUGCGGCACUGGGAGAACUUCACGUGCAUCCGGUUCGUGGAGAAGACGGAGGACCACCCCAACUACAUCAUCUUCACCGAGAGGGAGUGCGGGUGCUGCUCGUUCGUGGGCAAGCGCGGCAACGGGCCGCAGGCGCUCAGCAUCGGCAAGAACUGCGACAAGUUCGGCAUCGUGGUGCACGAGCUGGGCCACGUGGUCGGCUUCUGGCACGAGCACACGCGCCCCGACCGAGACAACCACGUGGUCAUCAUCAGGGACAACAUCCAGGCUGGUAAGUGGAGCCCAAGUGUUUUUUCCGUGUCAUGGGGAGGCGUUGCCAAUAUGUGUGGAUGUGUACAAAAGAAAGAAAAAAGAAAAGGAAAAAAAAGGAACAUUUAUUAAAGAGGCUUCCAGUUGGUAGUAGCACGUCCUCUUGUCGCAUUACUAGCAUCGCUCAAAAAAAAAAAAAAAAAUAAAAAUCCGGGAAAUUUCGAAAGAUUUGGAAAUUCCAACUUCUUUGGGCGGCGUAUACUGAUAGAGGCUUCUGAGAACUAUUUUGGGUGAUGUUGGUUUAUUGAAAAUACACGCGCGCG